AUGGUGAAGGCCAUUUUACAAGAAUUUCCUGAUAAUCAGUCACUGAGUGAAUCAGCAGUUUCUAUAAGGCCACAAGUAAUCGCCAGAACUGGUUACUUUGACCAACCUGAAAAUCUUUCUUGGUUUGCUGCGAGUGUUCUGCUAUUGACCUUGUUACAAGUAAUUGUGGUUCUGCUUCUUUAUCGUUGGUUGUCCAAAAAAUGUUCCAAAGACAACGAAACAGGCAAAGAAGAAAAAGUUCAUUUUAGUACAAAGAAAACUGUUGUUCUACCAGAAGAGAAAAAAAAGGAAAAAGAUGAAGUAGCAGAAAUAUCAACUGUAAAAAAUAUUAUUUCUGGACGACCAUCAAAUUUUGAUGAAAAAACUUGGGAGACUAGCAAUAUAUCAAGGUAUGACUUCUGGAAUGCAGGAAAAAUAGAAGGUGAUAGUUAUCUUAGCCUGGAAAGUUCUUCAGGGGAAAUGUCCAUGCCACUACAAUCAAACAAAAGAAUAACACCACUGGACACUGAAGAUCAUAAUAAAAGAUUUCUUACUGAGUCACGGUGGGAGAUGCAGAAGAAACCUAAACCAUAUUCCCAAUUCACUCGAGAUAGAAUCAUCAAUGCUUGGCUGAAUUAG
Molecule: messenger RNA, 618 nt
Organism: Acanthosepion pharaonis
Lineage: Eukaryota; Metazoa; Mollusca; Cephalopoda; Sepiida; Sepiidae
Source: the annotation of a GenBank genome assembly